GACACUUCCGAUUGCAGAGAACUCAGAGACAGGGAGCCUUUUAUCUUUUGGUGCUUGUAUAACUUCUCUUUGGCUCUUAUCACCGUAGUAAUUCAAGGACCAGAUGGGAGCGCAGCUGCACAGGCACACAGCUAGCUAGCACGUCGACAGUAGCGAGAUAGAUCAUCAUAAAUGGUAGAGCUUCUGUAGCUUGUAAACACACGAUCAUGGCACCACAUUCCCCUUUGACGUCAACGCACCGACACACGCCUUACACCUCGCAGUGUCUUCCGUUGUCCUGCGCGAUUAGUCUUUUAGUCCCUGUCCUCUUCUUCACCUGCCUUGUCUUUUUCCUCCCUCAUAGCCUGCGCUUCUUUGCGCUGCUGUCACGCCUUCUUCCUUUUGCUUCCCCCUACCCCCUUCACCUUCCCUUCCACUAUAUUUUCACCCAACGUGCCCCCUUCUGCUCAAUUGGUGAACAUUCAUUAAUUUUCAUCAUCAACAUCUCUGUUUUUGUUCUCACUGCCACCGGAAGACCGUCAUUACCCUUCGGCGAUUCCUGUUCUCUCAAUAUUUCGUCUUUGAUGUGUGUUUGUUCUAUUCCUUUUACCUGCCUUGUGCCAUCCAUUUAAUUGUCAAACCAGGAAGAAUAUUUACUCGCAUAGAAAUUUUAUCAAACAAAUCCACAAAAAAGUCUAGCGAAUCCUGCGUCUUUUCAUUGUGAUUGAGAAAGUUAUGAGGUGUCCGGCGAGAUGGCAACGGGCGUCAGCUAAAUGAAGGAUAGGCAGCGGUGGAAAGCCGAGGAGGACGCCAUAUUGUGUACGUACGUGAACCAGUAUGGGCCCAGGGAGUGGCACCUCGUCGCCCAGCGCAUGAACGUUGCCAUUGACAGGGACGCCAAAUCCUGUUGGGAGCGGUGGAAGAACUACCUCAAUCCUGGCAUCAAGAAAGGGUCGUUGACAGAGGAGGAGAAGCGCCUGGUCAUCCGCCUGCAGGCCAAGCACGGCAACAAGUGGAAGACGAUCGCCGCUGAGAUCCCCGGGCGCACAGCGAAGCGGCUUGGCAAGUGGUGGGAGGUGUUCCAGGAGAAGCAGCAAAGGGUGCAGCGGGAGAGCGCGAAGUCCGCCGCCUCCGCAGCCGAGCCCGGUAAGUACGACCGGAUCCUCGAGAGCUUCGCGGAGAAGCUGGUCAAGGAGGAUCACAUCGUGCCGCUGCUAAUGACCACGCCGUUCCUCCCGCCGUGGCUCUCGAACAAUGGCGCGGCCGGUGGCUACAGAUCACCGCCUUUGCAGUCGCCGUCUGUUACUCUAACGCUAUCGCCAUUUGUUGCCCCUCCUCCCAGGCCAUGGCUUCAGACUGAGAGGGGAGCAGAAGGUGGCUUGGGUUUGGGUAACUCGCAGCAAGGCAUCGACGGACGCCGUAUCAUGCCGGAGCUGGUAGAGUGUUGCCGGGAGUUGGAGGAAGGGCACGUGGCGUGGAUGGAGCACAAAAAGGAGGCAGCUUGGAGGUUGAAGCGGCUGGAGCUGCAGUUGGAAUCGGAGAAGGCGGGCAAAAGGAGGGAGAUGAUGGAGGAGAUCGAGGCGAAGGUGCGGGCGCUGAGGGAGGAGCAGAAGGUGGCGCUGGAGAGGAUCGAGGUAGAGUACAAGGAGCAGAUUGCCGGGCUGAGGAAGGACGCCGAGGCAAAAGAGCAGAAAUUAGCAGACCAGUGGGCCGCAAAGCAUAUGCGGCUGAGCAAGUUUCUGGAGCAGCUGGGCGGCCGCCAGUGGCUGCCGGCGGAGAUGAACGGUCGGUGAAGAGAAAAACAUACCGGCUUUACUUUCGUACGGGUGUAUUAAUUGCUCGCGCCUUCUCUUCCACAUAGAGCGAAGCCCAAUUCUAUCUUCAGAAGAAGUGUUGCUGAUGAAUCAUAGAAUGCUAUACUACUCUUUUGCUUCAUGAUUAGAACAAGGAAAUCUUUCGCCUCAUCAAUCUCUUAAUAAACAAACGGAAUUAGUUCCAACCAA
This is a messenger RNA of Zingiber officinale, 1982 nucleotides long. RefSeq names its product transcription factor AS1-like. NCBI's taxonomy places the organism in Eukaryota, Viridiplantae, Streptophyta, Magnoliopsida, Zingiberales, Zingiberaceae. The transcript is spliced from 2 exons. The record is from RefSeq and is a predicted model, not a curated record. Bases 753 to 1772 code for a protein of 339 amino acids.